GUGAAAAAUUAAAAAAAAAAGAAAAGGGAGAGACUGCUCCUAGGACAACAUGAACCAUUUCUCUAUAAAUUCAUGCAUGCCAUAUUCCAGUUUUGUGUCUUUCUCAUCACUGUCAUCAGCUAAAAACACAGUGUGGUAGACAAAGAAACACACUGAAAAGAAAAAAAAGAAAGAAAAAAAAAAUCAUGGAAAGCCAACAACAUCAACACGGUAGCAAUAUGAAUGUUGCAAUUCCAUCGACAUGGGGAAGUGGAAGCAACCGAAUAGCCUCCUUGAAGUCCCCCCCACCGCCUACUUCCGUCUCUAAUGACAACUCCGACAAAAACACUACCGACCACCAUCCCGACGAUGUCCAGAAACGUGGAUGGAGAAAGUUUCUGUCUUAUGUAGGCCCAGGAUUUCUUGUCUCUCUGGCAUAUCUCGACCCCGGAAACUUGGAAACUGAUCUGCAAGCUGGAGCUAACCAUGGAUAUGAGCUACUGUGGGUGAUCCUUAUCGGAUUGGUUUUCGCUCUCAUUAUCCAAUCACUUGCGGCAAACCUCGGUGUGACUACGGGGAAACAUCUUGCAGAGUUAUGCAAGGCUGAGUAUCCACUAUUAGUCAAGUACUGUUUAUGGUUAUUAGCAGAGCUUGCGGUCAUAGCUGCCGACAUACCCGAAGUGAUCGGAACAGCUUUUGCACUGAACAUACUGUUCAACAUCCCCGUUUGGGUUGGAGUUCUGUUAACUGGUGGUAGCACUCUUCUCCUUUUGGGCCUUCAAAGAUAUGGGAUAAGGAAGCUGGAAAUGCUAAUAGCAGUUCUAGUGUUCAUAAUGGCAGCGUGUUUCUUUGGAGAGAUGAGUUAUGUGAAGCCGCCGGCGUCGAAGUUGUUGAAAGGGAUGUUUGUACCGAAGCUCGGUGGCAAAGGAGCCACCGGCGAUGCCAUAGCCCUUUUGGGUGCCCUUGUUAUGCCGCAUAAUCUUUUUCUCCAUUCGGCUCUUGUGCUGUCUAGAAAAGUACCCCACUCCGUCCGUGGAAUCAAUGACGCAUGCCGAUUUUUCUUGAUGGAGAGCGGAUUUGCAUUAUUUGUAGCAUUGUUGAUCAACAUUGCAGUUGUAUCGGUAUCAGGAACUGUUUGCAAAGCUGAUAAUCUCUCUGGUGUAAAUAAUGAUAGAUGCAAUGAUCUCACUCUCAAUUCUGCAUCUUUUCUCCUACAGAAUGUGUUGGGACGAUCAAGCAAAAUUAUCUAUGCCAUUGCACUGCUAGCCUCUGGCCAGAGCUCUGCCAUUACAGGCACUUAUGCAGGACAAUAUAUUAUGCAGGGGUUCUUGGAGCUUAAGAUGAAGAAAUGGAAAAGGAAUUUAAUAACAAGGUGUAUUGCCAUUACACCAAGUCUCAUUGUUUCCAUUAUUGGUGGAUCUUCUGGAGCUGGCCGACUCAUUAUCAUUGCAUCGAUGAUCCUAUCUUUUGAACUUCCUUUUGCUCUACUCCCACUUCUAAAAUUCAGUAGCAGUGCCACCAAAAUGGGACCCCACAAGAACUCCAUUUUUAUUGUCAUAUUCUCAUGGAUUUUAGGCUUUGGAAUAAUUGGAAUCAACAUCUAUUACCUAAGCACAGCAUUUGUGGACUGGGUGAUCCACAGCACUUUACCAAAAGCUGCUACAGUUUUCAUUGGGAUUAUAGUAUUUCCUCUAAUGGCCAUCUACAUACUUGCUAUCGUAUACUUGACAUUUCGAAAAGAUACUGCAGUAACAUUCGUCGAUACUACGAAGAACACCACCUUUACGGAGAUUGAAAUAGGAAAUGGAGCUGUGAAUCCUGAUCGCCCACAUGACCAUAUCCCUUAUAGAGAGGAUUUAGUUGAUAUUCCUCUUCCUCAGUAGAGUUCUCUUUUUUUGUUUUUUUCAACUUCCAUGGUAAUCAAAGAAUUGCUAUUUAUCCAAGCAAAGUUCGAUUGCCAUUUUCAUUGGAGUUGCAAAGACGGGAACGGUAAAGAAUCUGAAACAAGUUUGGUCGUUCAAGGAUUUGCAAUCUCCUCAAUGGAAAUUGUAACCAAAAUUAGCGAGUACUGUUUGUGAUGGAAUAACUUGUAAAAGCUCUGAUGUAGUUUUUAUAGAACCAAAAAUAUAUGUUUAAUACGAUAAUCGUACUUUUGGUUGCAUA
Messenger RNA from Ziziphus jujuba (common jujube), 2142 nucleotides. RefSeq names its product metal transporter Nramp6.1-like. The record is from RefSeq and is a predicted model, not a curated record. Gene Ontology annotation, biological process: metal ion transport. NCBI's taxonomy places the organism in Eukaryota, Viridiplantae, Streptophyta, Magnoliopsida, Rosales, Rhamnaceae. The transcript is spliced from 13 exons. Bases 186 to 1862 code for a protein of 558 amino acids. Gene Ontology annotation, cellular component: membrane. Gene Ontology annotation, molecular function: manganese ion transmembrane transporter activity; cadmium ion transmembrane transporter activity.